Bombina bombina (fire-bellied toad) is the source of this 1287-nucleotide messenger RNA. RefSeq names its product SPO11 initiator of meiotic double stranded breaks (gene SPO11). Gene Ontology annotation, biological process: meiotic DNA double-strand break formation; reciprocal meiotic recombination; meiotic DNA double-strand break processing. Lineage: Eukaryota; Metazoa; Chordata; Amphibia; Anura; Bombinatoridae. Gene Ontology annotation, molecular function: DNA topoisomerase type II (double strand cut, ATP-hydrolyzing) activity; ATP binding; DNA binding. The transcript is spliced from 13 exons. Gene Ontology annotation, cellular component: nuclear chromosome. The record is from RefSeq and is a predicted model, not a curated record.
AUGCAACAGCAUGCUUACUGGAUCACAAUUUCAUCAUCCUCAUACAGGGAAGAGUACAAGACCUCUACCACAUUCAGAGAGAGGAUGGCUAAUCACCGCCAUGCCAUAAGGGUAGCAAUUGACAAGCAGGAGUCGGAUCAGCCUGUGGCUAGGCAUUUUAUGCAAGCAGGAAACACAGCCGCUAGCCUUAGGACUAUGAUCAUUGACCACGUGCCACCACCAAACGGUUCUCAGGUUCUUACUGCGAUUGAGAAUGUUAUCCAGGCGGUUGUGGAAGCUAUCUAAAAACCAAGCUCCUGUUAUUACCCCUUUGAAAACCGUUCAAGUUGGACCCAUUUAAGGUUUAAUGAUGCAGUUGGAUUGCAAAUGGUUAAGGAUUGCACCAUCCGAAAAGUGAGGAGUGACUAUCCGAAGUCUGCUCAAAAGUUUGCUCUAAUACUCAAGAUCCUAUCAGUUAUUUAUAAACUGGUGCAGAGUAACACAUAUGCAACAAAAAGGGACAUUUAUUACAAUGAUGUUCAGCUAUAUGGUACCCAGAAUGUUGUUGACAACAUAAUUAAUGAUAUUUCUUGUAUGCUUAAAAUGCCAAGACGAAGCCUGCACAUUCUCUCUACUUCUAAAGGAUGUAUUGUUGGAGACCUGUGGUUCACAGAAGAAGAUGGAACUAAAGUAAACUGCAACUGCAGCUCUAAUGGAGUCCUUGUGCCAUCAAAUGUUGAAGGAAUCACAAAUAUGAAUACACAUGCAAAAUUCAUCCUUAUAAUUGAAAAGGAUGCCACAUUCCAGAGGUUUCUAGAUGAUGAUUUCUGUAUCAAAUGUGGCCCCUGCAUCCUCAUCACAGGAAAAGGUAUUCCUGAUCUGAACACCAGGCUGUUUAUCCGGAAGCUGUGGGACAAGUUUUACAUCCCUAUAUUCACUCUGGUUGAUGCUGACCCGCAUGGUAUAGAAAUCAUGUGUAUCUACAAAUAUGGAUCAGUGUCUAUGUCAUUUGAAGCUCAUCACCUGACAGUUCCUUCUAUCUCAUGGCUUGGACUACUUCCAUCUGAUAUAGAAAGGUUAAACAUUCCCAAAGAAGCUUUGAUUCCUUUAUCUGCUCUGGACCACAGAAAGUUAUCUAGUAUUCAAAGCAGACCCUAUAUUUCUUGCCAGCCUCUCUGGAAAAGAGAGAUGGAGAUCAUGUCUGCAUGUAAGAUGAAGGCAGAGAUUCAAGCGCUAUCCUCCCUCUCUUCCAAUUACCUUACAAGAGUCUAUAUGCCCAACAAACUUCAGUAUGGAGGUUGGAUUUGA